AUGGAACAGAAGAAAAUGGAACGCCCAGUGCUGAAGAAGAUGCAUUCGGUGAUCCAGGAGGAGGAUCCGGAUGGAAGCGGAAGUGAUGAUGAUACAUUGGCUGAAGAGGAGGACAUACCAUUUGCCAGUCGAAAGCGUACCCCACCCAUCCGUGGAAUGCUUUCAGUACCCGGAGGCGGAUACACCCGGCGCCUGCUCUCCCCGAUCCCAGCGUCGCCCGACCCCUCAUCCUCCUCAUUCGAUUCCUCAGCAAUGAUUUUUGCCGAAAACUUUCGGCACCUGAUGACGUCGGAGAAGAUUGGGGAUAUGAGGUUAUUAGUGAAACUCAGCCAUGGACGCUCGCGAUUCAGUGACGUUGCGAAAUAUAUUGAGGUUGAAACGAUGCGCCAAUGGACGGGACACCGACGUGCUGAAGACGUCGGUGAAUGGGCACCACAAAGGAGAUCUGCCUUUUGCCGUGAGCUCGAGGAUCUGACCGGCUUGGAUCAUGAGCGGAUAGCAAAGAUCCGCGGGUAUCACCUGGCGCACGCUGAGAUUAUGAUAUUCCGAGAAUAUACACCAAUGGGUACGGUAGAGGACCAACUCCGCCGUUCUCCCUACUCGCCAAGAAGGGCCAUGGCUGCUAUCAAAGACGUUUUGAGCGGACUACAGUACUGCCAUGGCCAUCAGCCCAGAAUUUUGCAUCGAAAUCUGAGAGCCUCAAACCUGCUGCUCCGCAGUGACGAACGGAUUCUACUGUGCGAUUUUGGGCUGGAAAAUAUGGAUCAGGGCCCCAGGGGAACCGUAGCAUCCGAAAUUCCGUCACAAUCCGGCAAGCCGCCCUCCACCUCAGAAUAUUCGCACUACCGUCGCAUGAUUCUGGCCACAGCCCCCGAGAUCUUGGAGCGAGUGGAGGACGAGAGUGCAUACACGGAAGCCGCUGAUAUUUGGGCGGCCGGUUGUUGCCUAGCCGAGAUGCUCACCGGCCGACCGCCCCUUGCCGAGGAGUACAAGAAGUUAGGAGACGAGGAAUUGUAUCAGGAGCUGCUCAAUCGAUGCGAGACCCACAAUUGGGAUUUUUCGCCGAGGCGCCUCGUAGGCCGUGAGAAUGCUGAAGAGGCGGAUGUGCGGGGGUGGCUUGUGGCGAUUUUUGACCUCGAUGAGGAGGCGAGGCCGUCGGCAGCGCAGCUCCUAACAACCCCAGAGUUCGGGCCAACCAUUGAAAUAUCCCUCCCGGUGCCGCAACCACCGAUCUCCACCCGGAAAGCGACGAAUCUGAAGUUGAAACUGCCGACGGCUGAUGAAUUGGCGAGGGAUGUUGAGAGGAAUGAGGAGAAGAGAUCGCCAAGGACCUCCCGAAUCAGCGCCAUUCCGUCACCAACCGACCGUCCCUUAUCGUCGACAGGGGUCACCGUAGUGGACGAUUUCCACGUGGCUCUACGAUGGUAUGGCAGUCGAUUUCUGUUGUUUGUAUCGCUCCUAGGCAAGUGGAUAUGCGUCGUGUUUCUGGCAGCUUGUUCGCUGGGAGCUGUCGCUUUUCUCGUCUUCACGGCAAUAUCUUUGAUUUACAAUGGCAUUGGGAUCGUGUGCCAGUGUAAAUUGAAUGAGGGCUUCAUCGUCCUCAUCGCCCUUAUCCUGCUGCCAAUCCUGAUCCUCUUGACGACGCUGUGCUGCAACAACUCCAUCGAAAAGUACAAGCAGGCCAAGGCUGAUGGUUCUUUGGAGAGAUGUCGCUACGUGAAAAAACCACCAAAAGAGGACAUAGUGUUGUGCGGAGUGUUGGUUCUUCAGGGUACGCACGGACGCGCGAAAGGAAGCCGCGGCGAGGAGAUACGUCGCAAAAACGCGGACAGCCAGCAGCAAGAUCCAAUGGCCGUCACGCAGGCCCUCCGACUGCAAAGCGGCUUCGCGAUGGGCGUCAGCAAAUUGGCA
Mesorhabditis spiculigera is the source of this 1911-nucleotide messenger RNA. The record is from the annotation of a GenBank genome assembly. NCBI's taxonomy places the organism in Eukaryota, Metazoa, Nematoda, Chromadorea, Rhabditida, Rhabditidae.